UUUAAUCGUGUGUUAUUAAACACUAUAUAAAUCAACAAGCACGUUGGAGAUCAGUUAAUAUGGCGGCGCUAAAAAAAACCGGUUGAUUUGUUGAUGUUUUAUAGCCAAGUCCCGAUUUGAAAGAAACAAUUUUGAAAAUGAUUAAAAUAUCAGCGUUAAACGAGGAAUCCAGCGAAGAAAGUGAAGAAGAGGAUGUACCAACGAUUACAAAAGAAGCUCAAGAACAGAUAGCUCUUACAGAAUACAAUAAAGCAUUAGAGCUGUUGAAAGAAAACAAGCAAGAAGAUGCGUUGAAUAUUUUUAAGGAUCUUUUAGAAACUGAAUUAUUGGACGAAGUUGAAAAACCAGAAAUACCCGAUGGCAGAUCUAGGCCGAUGUUAUCAUUAAAAUAUUCCUGCUUCAAAAAUAUUGGCGCCAUACAGGCUACAUUAGAAAACUACGAUGCAGCCAUAGAAAAUUAUUGGGAGGCUGCUAACUUAGAUGGUACUGAUGUAACGUUAUGGUAUAGGAUAGGCAUGUUAGCAAUGAAAAUUUCCAAUUUAGAACUAGCAUGUUCAUCGUUCAAACAAGGCUUGAAGUGUAAUUCUAAUCAUUGGCCCUGUUUGGAUAACAUGAUAACUGCCUUGUACGCGGUUCCUGACUACAUGAACUGUCUUUUAUAUAUUUCUAUGGCUCUAGAGCGCGAUCCCAAUUAUGUGAAAGGUUUGGCUUUUCGUGAAAAGAUAUUUAAAGACAUUCCAUGCCUCGAAGAGUGCUAUAAAUUGUACAACAGCGAUUGGCAAUUAGAUCCGCCGCUGUAUACCGAAUACGACCGUGUAAUUGGGGAAAAAUUAAUAAGAGAAGCGCAAGAAGUAGCAGGGAAGUGGGUGGAAGCUUGCAAAGCAGAAUUCACAGCGAAACCAUUACCAGAGCUGACGCUAAGAAAGCCCAUAAAAAGUUACACCUGGGUAGAUUUAGGAGAAUGUUUACUGGACAUGCAUAAAUACAUAACCGAGAAUGAUUUAAGUUUUGUCAGUAGGAUUAAUUUGGCGGUUCAAAAUUUUGAAGAAUCACCCAAGAGUAAUGCAGAGGGUGAUAUCCAAGAGAAUAAUAAUGUAAAUACUGAUACGGAAGUAUCCCAAAGUGCUGUUGUAAAGAAAGAAAAUGACGUUGACAAAUUAAUAAGAAUGGACAUAGACGAAGCUAACUCUCCUUUUGAAAUAUCUGACGACAAUCAAGUAUACGGUGGUACUGACACUAUGAUGGAUAUAGAUCCAGAAGAUGAUAAAAAAUCGUCUUCCUCAGAUGUACAGAUAAUAGAAGAUGAUGAUCCCUUGAGGAUUUCAGACACGGAUGCUGCUGAAGAACAGAAUCAGCUGAAGAAUGAUUUGGAGGAGCAAGGUAAUUUUGAGGAGGAUGAAAAUGGAGAUAAAAUGAUGGACGAUGCUUAUAACAGUGAGAACAGGAUACAGAAUGACAAUGCUAGUGAUAAGGAUAGUAAUAAAUCCAACGAUAAAGAAUAUGAAAAAGAUUCAAAGAAGACAGACAAGGAUCAAUGCAAAGGGGAUGAAAAAUCAAAUGAUAAAAUUGAGGAAAAGGAUAAAGUACAAAAAGUGAAGAAACGACGCAGAAGUGCCCUGUGCUUUCUACAGCAGUGGGCUUGGAGUUGCAAUAGUAUGAGACGUUCAGCAAGAGUGAGAAGUUCAAACAGAAGGGAAGCUGAGAGAGACGAUGUCCAAUUAGAGGAGACUCUUAGAAGAAUAUUUCCUAGUACAUUAUUACCAGACACAGUAAAACUGACCAAAGAUGAUCCUUCAAAAAAUAUGGAUGAUUCUAUGGACACGAUGGAGUUGUACCAACUAUUUGCUAAUCAAGAAAACAACAGUAACAUUGCAGAAACGUUUAAAAGUUCGGACAGUUCGAAAUCACCAAGUCCUGAUACAAGUCGACAACAGCAUUACUUUGGGACAGAAUCAGAAGCAGCAGACGUAAACUUGUUUAUUAAUCAACACAGUGGUAAAAGUAAUUUAAUGAUUAUCAUAGCAAGGUAUACAGAAUUUUUGUGUACUAAAUGGAAUCAAGAAUGGCCAAAAGGAAUGUCAGACGUAUAUUUGCAGGCGUAUACAUUUAUGAGGGAGCACAUUCCGCAUCCGUCAUCGUUCGAGGAGGAUAUAGAUGACGAUGUCUUGAAAUUAGAUACCGAAAUGACUUUAUUAUUUGGUGAGCUUCAUACAGACAGAUGGUUAAAUAAUAAACCGGAUAUCUUACCUUCCUCGACAUUAGAUAAGCUCGGUACAGGAUUACCGUCGGAGGAAUUAGGGCAUAUCAUUUUUACUAGCGUUAGAAGGGAUAUUUUAAACGAAGAAAAUAUGUUUAUUUUAUUAAGAGUUUUGUGGCUCAAAGCCAAUGUCUUUCUGUGUCAGGGGGAUACAGACAUUGUCAUUGACUCUUUAGAAUUGUUAUCGAAACAUAUGAAGGAAUUAGAAAAACAAAAUCAAAAUGUUUACCUAAAACUGCCCAAUUGUAAACACAAUUGUCAAAUCAGUAUUAAAAUAGUAGAGAAGAAGCUUAAGUCUAUUCAAAGGGGGCAGAAAUUAGGAGAGAUACAACAUUUGUACGACGAGAAGAAGUACGCGGAGCUCGCCUAUGUACUACAGGAUACAUUUAAAUUUGCAAAGCAAGGAAACAAAUUAUUGUCCGUGAACGAUAACAUCGUCGAUAGGGUGCAACAGUUGUCUAUGCUAUUGGACAGUUUAUGGCAACUACAGCAGUACGAAGAAUGUUACGUAUGGGCGGAAGCCUGUCUGAACGAGUCAUGGCAAAAUUACUUGAACACCGCCGACGAGGCUGAACAAAAGAAAUGGACCAGUUCAGUUUUAAUGGCGCUUGAAAAACUGGAGUCUUGUACGAUCGAAGUCAGCACUUUCGUCGUCAAGUAUCUACCAGAGACGCGUCUCUCGAGAUUGGUACAAAAUUUAGUUCACAUCGUUUGCCAUCAGUUGGACGUUUCAGAAACCACCGUCGAAAUGCCGCUGGAAACCGUUCUCCCUUGGAUCCUGUUGCAUUACGUUCUCCAGUACAAAGAAGACAAGGAAAGAGCAAAGGCUGAAUCGUCGUACAAAAAUAAGCAUAGCUCUAAUUAUUCGGAAUCGGACGACGAGGACGAAGGUGUCCCAGCGUCCAUUACAAUUUUAUUUAUUGCCCAUAAUUUUAUAGGUAGACAUUCGUGGUGCUGUUACAACGAGGCUAAACUUCUGUUCUUCACCUUGAGCCUGGUUAUCCCGAAACUGGAGGCACCUCAGUUCUCCAGCAUCAAGGGUAAAGUUUCUAAAUACCUGGAACAAAUAUUUUAUUGCCUCUAUGGUCACUGCAACAAAGUGAACAAAGGUCGACCGAAGCACAUAGAAGAUCACGGGGUGCCUCAGAUGAAAAUGACCUGGGAAGGGGCUCAAUUAUUGUUCGAUUUCUAUAAACCCAAACAGAUACCCGAGUUUUAUUCGCCCAGAUCUUUAACCAUCAGCGCGGACACGGAGGAGUUGUUUAAGCGGAUCAUAAAAUUGAUCCCUCCGGAGAGCAAUCCGAAUCAGGUUAUCGAUGAGAUGAUGGCUUAUAUAAUGGGCGAACGGAAAACAAUGGUAACGGUUAAGAAACCUUUGCCUCAUUCCAUGUCUACCAUCUAUUACUUGUUAGGAGAUUUUUAUUUUAAAAAUUGCAAAUGGAGCGCCGCGAUUCGCUAUUAUUUAUUGGACUUGUGUUUCCAUCCGUCGAGAUUAAGCUCGUGGACCGGAUUGGCGAUGUCAUCGGGCACUGUAAUUGAAACUUGGUUGAACAGCAACGAGGAUAAACUUUUGGCGAAGGCGAAGAUGACACAAUCGAGUUAUCAGCACGCCGUUGAACUGGACUCUUGCAAUCAUAUCAUUUGGACCGAGUAUGGAACGUUCGCGUACGUCGUUCAUUCGUUUUGCUCGCGAUUAUUAAAGCAGGAAACGGACACCUUGAGCAUGGAACGAUUCGAGGUACUGGAAACUAGGAAGGAAGAAAUGUUGGAGAUUGCUCAUCUGUGUUUCCAAUCCUGUGCGCAUUUAUUUAUCGGCGACAAAGACGGGGUAAUACCGCACGAUGAGAGAUGGCUUUAUCAGUAUAUGCUUGGGAAAAUUGCUGAAAAGAAGAAUCAAGAUCCUCCUAUAUUUUUAGAACAUUAUGCAAAGGCCAGCGAGUUGUUGUAUCAUAACCAUGCACAAUAUCCGCGUAGAAUAAGUCACAAGGGUCCACAGCAUCUUUCAGUCGAGGCACUGGAAGUGCAUUAUCGAAUCCAUGCAAGUGUAUUAAAGUAUCUUGAGCAGCACGAAGGUAAACCAUUGAAGAAAUCUUUGGGACAGGUGCUUCAGUUGCAUCUCGAGAAAUCAGCCCAGGGGCCUUUCAUGGAGCAUAAUUCAAAAGUAAAUGAGAAGAGUAAAGAGGAUAAUCUCUUUGGCAGUAACAAAGGUUCAGGGAAAGAAAUGGAGGUUUCAGGGGAAACGGAGAGGAACGUUGUCGCUAUUAGUCAGCGUUCGAACAGCAUCGAGGAAAUCGAGAUCGUGGAUGGAACGACCAAAGGGUUCAGUCAUCGCGUUGAGCAAAUGAAAACAGAAACACGUAAAAGAUCACCGUCGGAGCUGCCGCAGGACGACGUGAAGAAAAUAAAAUUAGGCAAUGUAUCUCAUUUGCAAUUGAUGCAAGACGUCGUCGCUUUGAUCGACGACGUGAUUACAAAAGUUUGCGACAUGGUUUUGCAAAAAGAAAAAUCCGACGACAUCAUGGUGUUGUCGAGCGACGAGAGCAAUGAAUCAAAGUCGCAGAAAAAGAAAGCGAAGAGAAACGUUGAGAAAACGAAAUCCCGAGCGAAGUCCGACGAGAGCAAGAAGAGCUCGAUGAAAAUGAACAACGUAUUCGAAACCGAGAAGUCUGAAAAUGUUCAGGAUUUAAUGGACGCGUUAAUGAAACAAGCGAUGGAAAUUAGUCAGGAAACGCGUCAGUCUACGCCCGAGGAUGAGGAUACUAGAAAGUUUGAUGGAAAAUGGCUGCAAAGCGAGGAUUUACAAUUAACUAGCAAAGAUUCGAAAGAGAAACCGAGCGAUAAGAAGAAACUGCUUAAAGAAGAGAUGACGAUAAGUAGGAGGGGUUCUCAGGAAAGUACAACGACUACCCAAACGACUACAACAACCGAGACGAAUAAUUCAAGUUCCAGUAGCAGUGACGAAUCGAGCAGCAGCGACGACAGUUCUGACAGCGACAGUUCCAGCGAUACUGACAGCGAUUCUGUUGAAAGUGACAAUGAAAAGAAGAAGAAAGAGACUAAUUUUGCACAGAAGGAAGAGACUAUGACCGAGGAAGAAGUUGCUACUUUAAUAGCAUACUGUUUAGCUGGCCUAGAACAAUGCAUUUUAAGAUUUUCCGAGCAUUACAAAUCUUUUUAUAGGUUAUCGCACUUCUUCUUCAAUAACAAAACUGCCAAGGAUAUAACGAAAUGCAGGAAUCUGUUACUGGACACCUACAAUUGUCAAUUUUACCGGGGCGAAAAUUUUCAAGGACUGUUUUCUGACAGGAAAAGCACUAAUUUUUUUAGCGGUGUUUGGCACAUACCAAACAGAGAAGUCGACAGGCCAGGAAGUUUUGCAUUUCACAUGUCAAGAUGCGUGACAUUAUUAAUGCAAGUACUUAAGGAAACAAACGACGGUCGAAUGUUAAUGCAAUUAAGCGUGCAACUUGGAAAAAUACCAGAAUCAGACAAGAAAUAUUUACGUGACUCGGAAAGGGAACAACUGUCCUGUCAAGCGCUAACUCUCUGUUUGCAAUCUCUUAGAACAAAAGUUCAAUUAAUGGGAGCAAGUACUUCUGACGCUCCUUCUAAUAAGAAUACAGAUGCCAGAACUCAAGUGCUUCUUGACACUUAUUGGGUAUAUCAAAGAGCCUUGAAAAGUUAUCAUACUAAAGAGCAAACAAUACAAACACUGGCUUCUUUAUUGGUGGAUACAUAUAAGACAUAUAUUGGUAAUAAAAAUUUGGAAGGGAACGUUUUGGAGAUUGCAACAAAAUACUGUAAUGAUUAUAACUGCAAUAGAAAACUGUUGAACAAGUUCUUCUGUAAUCUGGAUAAACCUCUACCAGAUACUCAGCCACAGCCUCAAGCAACAUCCCCAGUUCCUGUGAUCGCGUCUCAGCCGCAGGUGACUUCAACAUCACCUCAGUCGUCCCAAAAUCGCAAACCUUACAGAAGUGGCUUAACGACCACCGGUCGGCCACGAGGACGGCCUCCCAAUGUCAACAAGUAUCUACCAACCAUGCAGCACGGUAACCCGAUGAAUCAGUUUAACCCAAAAGCUAACUUCCCCAAUUACAUGGGGGCGUCGGGGAACCGUUCACUAAUGAAUCCUUACUUCAUGCAUCCGUUGGUGGACCCGAAUAUACUGUCCGCUUUAUUAUCCACCGGUUUAAGCAGCAGCAUGAUGGAUCCUUUGUCAGCUAUGAAUUACCUGAACCAAAUGGGAAAUUAUCAGGACAUUUUUAGGCAGUACACGAACAAUCUCUCUUCCCUCUCAAAUUUAACCAGUGGAUUGAGCAGCGCGAUUGCCACCGCGCCUAACAUCAGCAACGUAUCUACAAUGAGCACGUCAACUUCCAACAUGAACGCUGCUCCCAACAUGAGUCUGAACAACUUGAACAACUUGACGGUUCAACAGCUGUUAAGUUUAAGCAAUUCUACAGCGACGACUGUGCGUUCCUCGCCCAUGUAUCAGCAAGCGGCUACCGCGAUAACCACGACCACCGCGUCGAUAACUAAAGACAGACCCAGCAUAUCGAUAACUCCGGUGAACACGGCGCCUGCGAAGAGCAAACCGUCGAAGCAGAGCCCGCAGAGCGAACCUCUGCCGGUUCAGCUACCGAAAUCCUUGCAAAUAUCGCCGCCCUCGAAGCCGGUCCUGCAACCGCCGACCACUCAGGUGUCCCUUCUGAAACCGUCCAUACUUCAGCACGUCAAGACCAGUCCGCCGAAACAGAUGAGCGCGCCGCAAAUCAGGGUAUCGAAAUCGCUGACGGAGCCCCAGCCCGCCCACAAUCCAUCCCUGUCUCAUUCUCCUCUGAAGAGCAACACCGGGACGAAUCCAACGACGGUGCCCCAAGUGGCUCAUUCAACAAUGGGCCCGUCGAUGACCAUGAAGCAGACGCUGCCUAUGAACGUGCCCAGUUCGGGGACCUCGUUGCAGCAUAAACUGCUGUCGAAGAAGAACUCGCAGAGGUCUUACGCUCAGGCAAGCGUGCAGAAUCCGGCGAGGAAAACGAAACCAAAAACGAUGCCCGCGUUGUCCGGCAACUUCUCUAAUAUGUUAAACGCGAUUCCUGGUAAUUCUUCUAUGCCGCAACCACCUUAUAUACCUCCGGAAUUAAGCGGAAUAUCUGUGAGCGCUGUGAAUCCUCAAACUGGUUUGAAAGGUCCCGCCGCAAAGUAUUCUGGUUACAAGAAGCCGUCGGUAAAAACGAAACCUACCUUAUCGACGGACACCGCUUCUUUACCGACGGCGUAUUCUCAAGGGAAUUCAGCCGAGGCUCUGUCCAUGCUUUCGCAAUUGAAGCAACACUCGCAUUUAGAAAUCAUACCCCAGCAGAAGACUCAUAUGAAACCGAGUAUGGAAUAUACGAAGAGCUUGUCUUCGGGUGUAACCGUGGUACCGCAAAAGGUGUCGGAGACACUAAGGUCGAAUACGGAUUGUAUGACUAUAUACGAUUUACCCAGAGUUAAGUCGAGCAGCGUUACCGGCAAAAAAGGAGAGAAAGGCGCCAACGAUAGCGUUGAAAUUAUUACGUUAGACGAUUGAAUAACUCGUCUGCGAUUAGAAUGAUUUUCCUUUUCCUACCAGAUUUUAUUAAUGUAUUAUUCAUUAGGAAAUGCGAGCGACAUUCGCAAUUUUCAGUGGCCAUGAAAUGUCGUAUAUAAUAAUUAAGAAUUCCUAAUAUCGUUGCAGUAUACAGAGUUUUUUUAUUUCCAUCGAAAACGACUGAAAUAGAUCUAGCCUUCUCACUUUUGUGCCUAAUGGAAUCAUACGUACAGUUUAGUUUUCAUAAAAGAAACAGAUGAUAAUACGAUUAUUCUAAACUGUACAGAAAUAAUGAAGACAAAAUUCUUACGCAAAGUUAUACGUAUGUAAGUGUGAACUUUUCACCAAUGAAAUAUGCUUCAAGAUAGAGCGUUGAAUAUCAAUACUUUUUAAGAGGCUCUGAUAACAGUUCAGAUAACGUACAUAUAUAAUAAUGAAUCUUAUUUCACGGUAAUUCCAGAGAAAUGUUUUUUGCAUAUUAAUAAAAUGGAUACAUUAUUUUUCUACUAUGUACAUUCUGCAACUGAUACACUUUUCUUUAUACAUAGGCAUGCGUAAUUAGAUAUUAGCGAAGUCUGUACAUUUUCUAAUUAAUAAUUUAUAAAAAUGACCUUAUGAAAGAAAAGUACGUAUACAUAUAAAUUUAAUACUGUUUAUUACAAUUAAAUAAGAACUUGAAGAUAAUCCUUUUCCAUCUUGUAAAAUUUAUUUUUCUGUUUUUUUUGGAAGGAUUAUUACAAAUGUAACGCUUUUAUAUAUGUGUAAUUUAUACAUUUUGUCAUUCAUUAUUCUAACAAUUGAAUGUUAACAAAAUAUGUUUUAUAUAUCUGUACAUAUGUUGAACAUUUAUACGUGUAUCUAUGUUAAUUUAUGUGGUAGUUUGAAUGAACUUGCAGGUGAACCACGUACACCUAAGCCUGUUAUAGAAAAUAAGUAACCAGCAUAUGGUUGCUCUUUCAGUUCAUUCUCCUUUAAUUCAAUGGUUGCUGAUGUUACGUAUAAAGUAUCAAAUUCAGGACCACCAAAUGCGACGCUGGUUAUGUUCUUGGCACCAUUAAUCUUGAUGAAGCGCAACAAUUCACUUGUUUUUGGAUUUAUUUGAAUCACCUAAGUAUUAUAUAUAUAUUUAAUUAAAUAAAUUAAUGUUAAUUAUUUUUUAUGAUGCUUUUUCACAGUAACUAAAGGAAUACUUACACCACCUCCACCAAACAGAGCUACCCAAAGAUUUCCAUCUGUAUCAAUAGUCAUGCCAUCUGGAAUCCCAGAGAUGUUAUUCUUUUGAAGGUCAAACACAACCCUCUUGUUAGCUAUAAAAAGAGAGAAUUAAAUGUAAAUACACUUAAAACAUAGCACCUUGUACUAUAUAAGAUCCAUGCAAAUUUCUUACAUAUAGCUCCUGUUUGGAAGUUGUAAUCGUAUGCUACUACUUGACGGGUGGGUGAAUCAAUGUAAUACAUUGUAUCGUUAUUAGAGGACCAAGCUAAUCCGUUACUUAUAGUUACAGGAGUCACUUCUUUCUUUAGUGCAAGAUUAUUAUUCAUAACAUAAAGGGAUCCUACAUUUGCUGGAAAAACUCCAUCCUUCGCAAAACCCAUUGUUCCUAAUGGAAAGAAAAUGUACUAUUCAUUAUAAUCAUAUUAAGAUAAUGUAUGUUCUUGAAGAAUAGCUCAACCGACCACCCCAGAAUCUUCCAGCAGCAUCUGUUUUUCCAUCGUUCCAUCUAGUUUCUGUGCGGCUGCUGUCUGCAGUACACAGCGUUUGAGUUGCACAUUUUGUAAGAUUCUUUUCUCCGUCCCAAGAAAGUAGAACAAUGUCUGUACCGGUACUUGACAGAAAUUUGUUAGUAGUACCAGCAACAGGUAUGACAAAAGAAACAGGUCCGUUCUCUAUUAAUUAAAAAAAAAUAAGGUGUCUAUUAGAAGUACUGAAAACUAUGAAACAAUUAAUUUUGUUGUAUUCACCUAGAAAAGCAGAUGUAAUAGUCUGGGUUACGGGAUCGAAUCUGUAAAUUUUCUGAGCAAAUAUAUCAACGAAAUAGAGCUUUUGUGAAACAUGCUCCCAAUGGGGCCCUUCACCAAGCUCAUAGGGCCCUGCCAGUGGCUUAACAGUUACUUGUGACAUCUUCCCUGUGUAAUAAUUGUACAUAUGUAAUUACGUGUGUGUACAUAGUAUACUAUUACAUAAAUGCCUGAAUCGGUUACUUUGUGAUUCUCUACAAUACAAGUACUUACGUCACUAUUUUUAUACACUGACGAUCGCUGUAACUAUGUAACAAAUUAUAAUUAUUACUAAAUUACACUACUUAGUAAUCAAAAUUAGUGUAUAGAAAAUUACCGAAUGCGACUGUCGUACAAAAGAAUUUCUUAUAUAUAAUUUAAGCCACGUGAGGAUGUUGUCACAUAUAAAACAUCCAAAUUUGGACCUCCAAACAUUGCACUAGUUACUUUUGAAACAGGAAGUUUCACAAAACGGAUUACUUUGCCAUUGCGAGGAUCUACGUUGAUUACCUGUUCAUUUAAUAAAUAAAUUAGCAUUCCAGACACCUGAUAAACUCCACAGUAAUACUUACACCACCCCCGUUGUAUAGAGCUAUCCAAAGAUUUCCAUUUGUAUCUAUAGUCAUACCAUCAGGUAAACAAUUUCAUACAUAUGGUUCCACUGAUAGGCUCAAAGUCGAAUGCUGCCACUUGACGACUCAGAGUCAAUUCUGUAAAAUGCCGCUUGUUCAGGUACAACAACAUCGUUCACCUCUGGUCCAAUAGUACCUAUAGAAAAAACAUAUGAAACUUCAACCAACCACCCCAGAAUCUUCCAGAAGAAUCAACUUUGCCAUCGUUCCAUCUGGUACCAUUGCGAUCAGUAUCAACCACAGCUAAUGUUUCAAGAGGAGAUUUUAUAUAGUUUUUCUGACCAUCCCAAUUAACUAGAACAAACUUUGUUGCUACGCCAGCUACAAGUUUAUCAGGUUCUCCUUCAACAGGAACAGCUACUCCAACUGGGCCUUUGUCUAAUUAUAUAAUAAGCAAAGAUAAACUUGCAAACCAAGUUAUUUUCCUUAUCUUAGAAUGUAUGCAAACAGUUUAAUUACCUAUGUAAAUGCAGGCAACAUGUUUGGAGAUAGGACUGAACCUACAUAUUUUUUGGGCCACUAUAUCAACAAAAUAUAGCUUCUGUGUAUGGUGAUCCCAAUGAGGUCCUUCGCUAUGUUUAAACGGUCCUACCACCGGUUCAAUAAUCAGCUCCUUCUUUUUAUCAAUAAGACUCCUGUAGGUAAUACAAAAUUCUGAUAUUGAUCUACGAGUAUCCCGUGAAGGACAUGACCCUAACAGAAUCCUUUCACUUACCUGCCAUGGACAAAGGCUGCAAAGAACAACCCAAAAGAUAAUAAAUUGCAAAUUAUAUUUUGCAUCGUAUAUAAAGCAACGCAACUGAUCGCAAAAUGCUCAAAUAGAAUUGAAAAGUACAAGAAACUUGCGACUUCUACUAGACAAGCCCAAAAGAAAAGUGACGAAUGAGUUCCUCAGUUCCUAUUUAACUCGCCGUUUAAAUACUAUUCCUACGUAAUGUCGAUAUUGUCAACAGCAAUUAAAUGUAUAACAAAGGAACAUUUGUAAGCAUGUUGCAAGUGGCAAACGUUGUCGAUAUUGGUACUUCAUUAGAUUCGAUAACAAUCUACAUACGUUUAGAAAUGAUAAAUUUUUGUUCCUUGAUACGCGACACUUGUUCAAUUAAAAAGAAAA
Messenger RNA from Osmia lignaria (orchard mason bee), 11572 nucleotides. Its product is annotated as calcineurin-binding protein cabin-1. The record is from RefSeq and is a predicted model, not a curated record. Gene Ontology annotation, molecular function: nucleosome binding; protein binding. Gene Ontology annotation, biological process: chromatin organization. Gene Ontology annotation, cellular component: nucleus. NCBI's taxonomy places the organism in Eukaryota, Metazoa, Arthropoda, Insecta, Hymenoptera, Megachilidae.